Mollisia scopiformis is the source of this 1348-nucleotide messenger RNA. RefSeq lists its product as uncharacterized. Bases 1 to 1308 code for a protein of 435 amino acids. NCBI's taxonomy places the organism in Eukaryota, Fungi, Ascomycota, Leotiomycetes, Helotiales, Mollisiaceae. The transcript is spliced from 4 exons. The record is from RefSeq and is a predicted model, not a curated record.
AUGAAUAGCCCGACGUUGCGUCGCCACCUCACACCAUCGUCACAUGAUGAGCACGACCGCAGCGGCUCAUAUAACUGGAUAAUACAAUUCGUAUUCACCAACGGCGAGGAGUGGAUAGUUCGAUUUCCCAAAGGCCCCAAAGUCAAGCAUCCCGAUGAGAAGGUUGAGGCUAAAGUCUCAACGCUGAAGCUCAUUCGAGACAAGACGGAUAUCCCCGUCCCUGAAGUCAAAGCCUGGGGCUUGGCGGCUGAAAAUAAGUUUGGGCUAGGCCCAUUCAUCAUGAUGUCAGUCAUUAAAGGUAUCGACCUGGAGAGCAUUCUUCGAACACCUGACUCUAAAGCCAGACUUAUGCGGCAGGAUAUCGGUGAUGGAGUCGCUGCAACAAUCUACCGUCAAAUUGCCAGGUAUAUGCUCCAGCUCUUUAAGCUCGACUUUCCCCGGAUCGGCGGCUUGUCGAAAUCACCCAUAUCGCAGAGGGCUGUAGGCUACGCUGCGGCGAUAGACUCACGGCCCUUCACGUGGAGGGCACAUGAGGCCCUGGUUCUCGGUGGAGUUGAUACUUACUGCCCAAAAGCCACAACAUUCUCGUCCACUGCCGACUAUUUCGCCUAUGUAGCCGAGGGGGACCUACAGCAGCUCUAUCAGCAACCAAGCGCGGUCGACGACGAGACAGAUGCACGAAAGAAGCUCAUCUACUGGGAAACCUUCAAGUCCCUUACGAACAUGGGGACAAAAGUCCCCAAGUAUGACAAGGGGCCAUUUAAGCUUAUCUGCGAUGAUUUUGGCCCAGCAAAUAUGAUUGUCAAUAACGAGCGGGAUUUGAAGAUCGUCGGUGUCAUUGAUUGGGAAUGGUCAUAUGCUGGGCCCUGCCAGCUUUUCUGCUCUCCACCGCACUGGCUUUUACUCGAUUCGCCAAACUAUUGGUUCAAAGACGAUAAUAGCGUUGCUACCAGGUACGAGAAGUUUUUGGAAAUGUUCCUGAGGAUCCUGGAAGAAGAGGAGGGAGCUAUACUUAGGGAUGUUCCUUUGGAUGAGAGGCCUUCAGCGCUCAUGAGAGAAUGCAAAGAAGAUGGGCGAAUGUGGUUUCACUGCAUCAUUCGCCAGGGAUUUAACGGCCCCGAUAUGUUAGUCUGGGAACGGCUCCGAGCUGCAACACCAGACUUUGAUCGGCUUGUUGAAGCAGUCUCGGAGGAGAAAAUCACUGCGUUCGUCAAGGAGAAGAUGGUUGCCUUAGCCAAGUACAGGCUGAAAAGGGAUAAGAAGCGAGAUUGGUUCGAUCAGGUCAUGUGCACGGCAAGUCAGGGUUAGUGUAGCCGCUUUAUUACGAUCAAUUAUUUGAAUAGAGAGC